AUGGUGCCCUCGGCAAGCCUCGGGGCACAUAUCUGCACUCGGCGCGUGUCUGCACUCGUAGCCAGUGGACAACCCCUAUAUAUAGACUCUGGAUGUGGCAGAAUUAAAAGAAAAGGAAGGCUGGAUCACAAUGUGAAGUGGUCCAGAUAUGGAAUUGCGCCCGUCGACCUUGCCCGUCGACCUUGCCCGUCGAUGGACAGAGUGAAGGAAAGUGAGUUUGUGUUCCUGUGACCGUAUCAUCGGCAUUGGUGGAGACGCUCUAAGAGCGUCUCCACCGGUGUGGUCCAAAUCAUACUGUACCCGUAAAAAGGGUACACGUGUACACGAGCAGUUCCGCCGCCGUGAACUGCCUCGGUAAGGCGAACUCAAUGGGCUGCUCGGAAGCGCCACAUUUCGGUUCACGAUAUCGAGACUUUACUCUGUAACUGCAUCCAAACUGCAUCCAGGGUCUUCUCCGCUGCAGCAGCUAUCAGAGUGGACACGUUGGUACCAAUCACUCUAAGAACUCUGUAGUAAACACUUGCCUUUCUCCCGCCCAAAACCACACUUGUACGACAUCAACUGUAGCCUUUUCAACAUAAAUACCCAACGUAAAACCCCAAGCCUACACUAGUCUACGCCGUCUGUGAAUGUAUCUGACUUCUCACAUUUGAUUACAACCGCCCACCUACCACAACGACUUCGCCUGACAGGUUGCACCAUACAAUGUCUACCGCUGUAGAGCCAGCCUCUCACUGGGAAACUUUAUGGGACCCCGUCAGAAAGAAUGCCACCGUGGCGACCGCUGUUCGUGCAGCAACGCUCGUCUUCAAGGAAUGUGAAUUAACAGAACCCGCAGUUGAUAUAUUCGACCCCGCAAUGAACGCUGAAAUGCUUGCUACAGCCGCCUUCAGCGGCGUGAAAUCCAGGGAGGAUUCCCUUGCUGAUAAGACGGCUGUGCUGCCUGUCGAGCUUGACCGCUUCGUCACUCUGUGUCAGCGGCGCAGCCGCGACCGCGAGCCUCUGCAAUAUCUCGUCGGUGAGUGGGAUUUCCAUGGUGUCAAGAUCGCUGUGCGUGCACCAGUCCUUUUCUUGCGCCCCCCAGCAGAGAAGAUUGUGGAUCUUGCUUUGGAAUACGCGAAUCGUCCUGGAAAAAAAGGCAUAAAAAAUGAGUGCCACCUUCUGGAUGGCGGAUGCGGUAGUGGCGCCAUUAUCAUCGCGAUCCUGAGUAAGAUGAAGAAAUGGACUGGUUUGGGCUUCGAUAUCGCUGAGGAAGCAACCAAACUAAGCGAAGAGAACGUAGAACGUCACAAGAUGACAGAUCGUGUUAAAAUCAUGCAAUGCACCGUGGAUGAACUACAAGAUGAGCGCGUAUUCGAUAUGUUUGUGGGAUGCCCGCCGUACGUUCCCGAUAAGGAUUUUUCUGAUAUUCCGCCGGAAGUAGUAAAUCACCAGGACCGGCGCGCUGUAACAGCCGGCACAGACGGUAUGGAUGUCAUUAGGGAAUUCUUGAAACAUGCACCCCGUGUAGUACGCAGCGGUGGCCCUGUCUUUUUUGAAAUUUAUCCGCCGCUCGCUCCCAAGUUGGAAGCUAUACAGGUUGAUGGUUUAGAAUUUGUUCGAUGUUACACCAACUUGCAUGAGAAGUCCUACUAUUGUGAGUGGAUUGUGCUGUGAGACAAUGGGCUAACGCAUUAGAGCGGAACUGGGAUAAAGCAUUAAAAUGACUCUUGGACCAGUUGC
Messenger RNA from Chondrus crispus (carragheen), 1722 nucleotides. RefSeq lists its product as hypothetical. The coding region runs from base 1 to 231 and encodes 76 amino acids. The transcript is spliced from 2 exons. The record is from RefSeq and is a predicted model, not a curated record. NCBI's taxonomy places the organism in Eukaryota, Rhodophyta, Florideophyceae, Gigartinales, Gigartinaceae.